AUGAGCGCGACGGUCCUGAACCUCUUCCUGGCCCUGCUGCUCAGCUCCUUCAGCGGAGACAAUCUCUCCUCGGCGGACGACGACGGCGAGAUGAACAACCUCCAGAUCGCGGUGGGCAGACUCAAGCGGUGCGUCGCUUGGCUCAAGGCGACCUUGGUGGGGGUGCCUCAGAAGAUUCUGGGCAAGAAGUCCAAAGAGACCGAGGACGAGGACUCCAACGCCGAUGCCGUGGAGAUGGACUUGGUGGACGGCGUGCUGAAUGUCAAAGUGGCCGACAGAACGUCCAACUGUUUGGUGGAGGGGCGGACUUCCGGCGCCAUCGUGGACGGAGAGCUGGGUCUCGGCGCGCCAAUGGCUCUGGCGGAGUCGGACUUUGAAAACCUGGACAGCGACGACGAAGAGAACGUUGAUGGCGAGGAAAGGGAGAAUCCAAGACCGAGUUUUCCUGCAUCGAUCAAACUGAUGGGAGCGCUGACGGACUCUGGCGACUGGUCGGUGUGCAGCACGGUGGACUACCAGCCACCUGAGGCAGAGGUGGAAGAGGAGGAAGAGGAGGAGCCUGAGCCGGUGGAGCCUGAAGCCUGCUUCACUGAGAACUGCGUGACGCGCUGGCCCUGUCUCGCCGCCAACCUCAGCACGGUCGCAGGCGGGCGAUGGUGGACGCUGAGGAAAACCUGCUUCGCCAUCGUGGAGCACGACUGGUUCGAAACCUUCAUCAUCUUCAUGAUCCUGCUGAGCAGCGGCGCCCUGGCAUUUGAGGACAUAAACAUCGAACGACGGCGGACCAUCAAAAUCAUCCUGGAGUAUGCCGACAAGAUUUUCACCUUGGUCUUUGUCUUGGAGAUGCUCCUGAAGUGGACCGCGUACGGCUUCAAGACCUACUUCACCAACUCCUGGUGCUGGCUGGACUUCUUCAUCGUGGACAUUUCCCUGAUAAGCUUGGUGGCCAACUGGCUUGGUUUCUCAGACCUGGGGCCCAUCAAAUCCCUGCGGACUCUGAGGGCGCUGAGGCCUCUUCGCGCCCUGUCCAGAUUCGAAGGCAUGAGGGUGGUGGUGAACGCCCUCCUGGGAGCCAUCCCCUCCAUCUUCAACGUGCUGCUGGUGUGCCUCAUCUUCUGGCUCAUCUUCAGCAUCAUGGGGGUCAACCUGUUUGCCGGCAAGUUCUACCACUGCGUCAACACCACGUCGGGCGAGCGCUUCCCCCUGGCCGAGGUCAACAACGCCAGCGAGUGUGCGGCGCUGCAGGAGGACACGCAGGAGGCCCGCUGGGUCAACGUCAAGGUCAACUACGACAACGUGGGGAAGGGCUACCUGUCCCUGCUUCAAGUGGCAACGUUCAAAGGUUGGAUGGACAUCAUGUACGCUGCCGUUGACUCUCGAGAGGUGGAGGAGCAGCCGUCCUACGAGGUCAACCUCUACAUGUACAUCUACUUUGUCAUCUUCAUCAUCUUUGGCUCCUUCUUCACGCUCAACCUCUUCAUCGGCGUCAUCAUCGACAACUUCAACCAGCAGAAGAAAAAGCUGGGAGACAAGGACAUCUUCAUGACGGAGGAGCAGAAGAAAUACUACGAAGCCAUGAAGAAACUCGGUUCCAAGAAGCCGCAGAAGCCCAUUCCACGUCCCGCGAACUUCAUCCAGGGCUUGGUGUUUGACCUCAUCAGUCAGCAGUUCUUUGACAUCUUCAUCAUGGUGCUCAUCUGCCUCAACAUGGUCACCAUGAUGGUGGAGACCGACAACCAGAGUCCAGAGAAGGAGGACUUCCUCUUCAAGGUCAACGUGGCGUUCAUCGCGGUCUUCACCACCGAAUGCGUGCUCAAACUCUUCGCUCUGCGCCAAUACUUCUUCACCAACGGCUGGAACGUCUUUGAUUUCAUCGUCGUGAUCUUGUCCAUCGCUGGCACGAUGCUCUCUGACCUGAUCGAGAAGUACUUUGUGUCACCGACUCUUUUCCGGGUGAUCCGGCUGGCCAGAAUCGGUCGGAUCCUGCGUCUCAUUAAAGGAGCCAAAGGCAUCCGGACGCUGCUCUUCGCUCUGAUGAUGUCACUUCCCGCCCUGUUCAACAUUGGCCUCCUGCUCUUCCUCAUCAUGUUCAUCUUCUCCAUAUUCGGCAUGUCCAACUUCGCCUAUGUCAAGAAGGAGGCGGGCAUCGACGACAUCUUCAACUUCGAGACGUUCGGAGGUAGCAUAAUUUGCCUCUUUCAGAUAACCACGUCGGCCGGUUGGGACGGGCUUCUUCUUCCCAUGUUGAACACAGAGCUUCCAGACUGCGAUCCAGACUUCGAGAACCCGGGCACAGAUGUGAGGGGCAACUGUGGCAGCCCGGUCAUGGGCAUGAUUUUCUUCUGCAGCUAUAUCAUCAUCUCCUUCCUGGUGGUAGUCAAUAUGUAUAUCGCUAUCAUCCUGGAGAACUUUAAUGUGGCGCAGGAAGAGAGCAGUGACGCACUCUGCGAGGACGACUUUGAGAUGUUCAACGAGACUUGGGAAAGGUUUGACACGGAUGGAACCAUGUUCAUCGAGUACAGCCAACUUUCGGACUUUUGCGACGCCUUGCAGGAGCCGCUGAGGGUGGCCAAGCCCAACCGGCUUCGCUUGAUCAAGAUGGACCUUCCGCUGGUCAUCGGGGAUCGGAUCCACUGCCUGGACGUCCUGAUAGCCGUCACGCAGAUGGUUCUGGGAGACACGCUAGAAAUGGUGGCCAUGCGGGAAAGCAUCGAGACCAAGUUCAUUAAGAGCAACCCCACCUCAGACUCCUUUGCGCCUAUUACCACCACCGUGCGCCACAAGGAGGAGGAAUGGGCCACCGGCGUCAUCAAGCGAGCCUUCAGGAGCCACCUGCUGAGACGCUGCCUGCGCUACGCUGCCUUCAUGCAGCGCUCCAAGAGGAGGGGCGUCCAGGAUGGAGAACCUCCUGAAAAAGAAGGACUGAUCGCACGGAAGAUGGUAGCUCUCUAUGGCAGCGACGCAUACCUUGGAAAGGAAAAGCCAUCAGAGACUCCGACAGCUGAGAUGGCGCCAGAAAGGCAAGACGGUAUCGAAGCCCAAAGGCCAAAUUUCCUGGUUAUACCUGUGGAAAUAACCAAUGAGGUGUUGCUACAUUCUGCCCCUGAUCGAAGCCCCAGAGAGUCAGUCGUGUAACAAAAACACUGCAAGAUCCUUCGUCGCCAUCACUGACUUUACUACAAUUGUUGUUUUGUAAACAUAUUGAAGUUAAAUCAUGUUUUUGAUCAAAUCCGAAGCGUGGUUUCCCGAUGCAUGCUAAGGCCUUUAUUUAAAUCAUAAGGAAUCUUCUUGAAACCUCUAGCUAGCAGUGUUGUAGUCCUCCAGGGCAGCCCAAAGACUACUUUUGCCUGUCUCAUCUCAGGAUUGAUUUUAUUUUGGUCUUGUCAUGGCCUCAAACUUCAACACUUAGUCUUAACUGCUCAAAGUCUUAAACUUGAUUUGGUCUUGUCCUUGACACCAGCGCUCCUUGCCUUGAUCUCAGUUUCAACUCCUAAAAGUCUUGACCUUAAAUUGGUCUCAACUUCUCAAAUUGUUGCUCUCAACCUUACAUUGUUCUCAUCUUCUCAAAGUCUUGGUCUUAACUUGGUGUUCACCUGCUCUGAUCUUGCUCUUGACUCAAGGUCUCAUUAACUUGGUUUUGGGUCUGGUCUUGAUCUUAAUUACUCAAAGUCUAUGUUUUGACUUGGUCUUGACCUCUUUUUGGCCCGUCCUUCACUUGACCACACAUUGCCUUGGUCUCAACUUCUCAAAGUCUUGGUCUUGAUUUAAUCCUGAUUCAGUCUCACAUCUGCCUUGUUUCUGGAUUUUGAUUGCGAUCUCAAAUGUUGUGGUCUUGUCUUAGUUUUGACCUGUGUUGGUCUCGAUGACUCAGGCGCAAAUUGGUUUGGUUUUAAUCUCAACUUCUUAAAGUUUUAGGCUUGACCUGGUUUCACAUUUCCCUAACAUUGGUCUCAAGUCUCAAAUCAAUUGGUUUUACAUCCUCAAAGUCUUCAUCCUGACUUUGUCUUGACAUGUUUUGGUCGAGUCUUACACUCAACUCUUCAAAGCCUUAGUCUCAACCGGCUUUAGUCCUGGUCUCGACUGAGGCUUGCAUAGUUUCUUAGUCUCAACACUUUAAAAGACCUUGGUCAGGGAUUAUGGGGUCUUGACUACAAUACUUCUAGCUGGUUCAAGAAAUCCAAAGCAGUGGUAUGUUCGGUUUUUAGAGGACACACGAAACCUGCUUGAUGUAAGUCAGACAGACGUGCUAGCUGUCAAUUGCUUCUUUUCUCCGCGAUCCAAGUCCAAAACAACUUGACCGUCUGCUUGAACAUUGCACUAUUAUUUUUAGGCCGUCCAGGUCGAGUUGCAGCUGAUGCCCAAGACAACUUCAUGAUGUUUUUGUUUCAUCCUUGAGGUUUACAUGACCCCCGACUUUGCUUUUGUAUGCGUGUGAAAUAGUUCUCUCACUUUCUGUCUUAACUGGCUUUAAAAAGUCUUUACAAAUGUUGUAGAAAUGAGUUGUGUGUCCUACAGGAGUCAAACAUUGUGUCUUUUUGUUCCUGUUUUUAGUUGUAACUUGACCUGUGAUGCUCACCAAACUUUGUUUACAUUUAGGAUGCACGGAGUAGCUUUCCUGCGAUAUAACGUGUAUAAAAAUAUAUAUAUACUGAAAAGAUGCUAUUCAGUUUCUUCACAAUAAACUACUCCAGAGAGUGUGC
This is a messenger RNA of Entelurus aequoreus (snake pipefish), 4700 nucleotides long. RefSeq names its product sodium channel protein type 4 subunit alpha A-like. The record is from RefSeq and is a predicted model, not a curated record. Gene Ontology annotation, biological process: membrane depolarization during action potential; sodium ion transmembrane transport; neuronal action potential. Bases 1 to 3135 code for a protein of 1044 amino acids. The transcript has 13 exons. NCBI's taxonomy places the organism in Eukaryota, Metazoa, Chordata, Actinopteri, Syngnathiformes, Syngnathidae. Gene Ontology annotation, molecular function: calcium ion binding; voltage-gated sodium channel activity. Gene Ontology annotation, cellular component: axon; plasma membrane; voltage-gated sodium channel complex.